CGCCGCGAAUUGUAAACGUCCUGUUUGUCUGUAGAAGAACAUAGUUUUUGCACUUUAAAGAGCAGUAAAUUCUAGAUUAUCGAGACAAAAUGAGCACAGCUGCACCCCCGGAACCUCACUCCCCCACUUGUAACUCGACAGUAGCGGCCACUGACUUGAAAAAAGUGCUGAAAAGAACCCCAUUUUCAAAGUCUCGUAAGGUUCACUCAAAGUUCAAGUCACCUCUACAGGUCAGUGAGGUUGCUCCAGUCAGCCCUGAAGAGGAGCUGGCAGAGCUGGAGAGGAAGCAGGAGCAGCUGGGUGCAGAGAUCUCACAGCUUGAAGCUGAAGGGUAUCGAGUUGAAGAGCUGGAUCAUCAUAUUGAUAUGCUGCACGAGUACAACGAUAUCAAAGACAUUGGCCAGUCUCUCCUCGGUAGAAUCGCAAUUGCAGUGAGAAUUUUAAAUCCAGACAUGGUGCAUCAAAUAGGAGAUCAGUGGUGCUGCAAAGUUGUGGGACACCUGUGUUCAAUUGUAUGCCGUUCUCAGGGGAACCACCACACGAGAACUCUAUCACCACUUUGGCCUGGAACUCGAGGACUGAGGCGAAAAUUGACAGAUGUAAUUGACAUUGUUAGGUGUUCAUUUUUUAAACAGGAAAUCUGCCUCUUCACAGGAUAUUUCAUCAAUAACAUAGACCUCUGCCAUUCAAGGUAGAGCUGCAAUGACUAUGCUGCAAAAACUCAGUCUUACCAAGUUUGUCAAGUCUUCAUUUUUUGUCAAAAUAUUUUAGCCCACUUUGAUUUCAAGGUUAAAUAAGUGAUUAAAAUCUGCCAAUAGAACGAGAGG
Synchiropus splendidus (mandarinfish) is the source of this 827-nucleotide messenger RNA. It is a transcript of the gene swi5, whose product is annotated as SWI5 homologous recombination repair protein. The transcript has 8 exons. Lineage: Eukaryota; Metazoa; Chordata; Actinopteri; Syngnathiformes; Callionymidae. The record is from RefSeq and is a predicted model, not a curated record. Bases 90 to 695 code for a protein of 201 amino acids. Gene Ontology annotation, biological process: double-strand break repair via homologous recombination. Gene Ontology annotation, cellular component: Swi5-Sfr1 complex; Swi5-Swi2 complex.